CGGAGGGGCGGGGGAGGCGGAGAAGGUUGGGUUGGAAUUUAGGGAGCGCUGGGAGUUGAGGGAGGGGCGAGGGGAUAUAAGGACACCGCCCCGCUCUGCCUCUCCAUUACGCUCCGGAGCGGUCGCCUAGUCUUCGCAAUCGCUUAUUGAGACUCCGCAAUCUCUCACUGCGUCAGCGGGCCCGAUGGCUCUCACCGUGAAGGCCUACCUGCUCGGCAAGGACGAGACCAACCGUGAGAUCCGGCGCUUCGCCGUCGACCCUGGCGUCUCGGCCAGCUUCGCGCACCUUUACCACAAGGUGGGCAGCGUCUUCCAGACUCUCCGCUCCGACACCUUCCAGAUGUAUUACAAAGAUGAGGAAGGGGACAUGAUUGCUUUCUCCAGUGACGAAGAGCUGUCCAUGGCCCUGUCCUACCUGCAGGAUACAACCUUUCGCAUCUACAUUAAAGAAAAGAAGGAGUACAAACACGGACAGGACAAGGCCGCGGGUGUUGUCCAUCCAAACAUCGUCUGUGAUGCCUGCAGCGGCCCCGUGAUUGGCCCUCGCUACAAGUGCUCUGUCUGCUCUGACUAUGAUCUGUGUGGCAGCUGCAAGGGCAAGGGCUUCCACAAGGAGCACGAGAUGAUUCUCUUGCAGACUCCGCAGUGCUUCCAUCCAUUUGAGCGGAUUCCCAGGGGAAUGUGGUUUCACAAGAGGAGGAACGGAGGUCCAUGUCGCUGGGCUAUGGCACAAGAUUCCUUUGCCCAAAUUGCAUCGUGCAUCAACAAACAGCAGUCACCAGCAGCAGAGCCAACCCCAGCUGAGCAAGGUACAGCUACUGAGUCCUUGAGCCAAGACAAGCAUGUCAGUUAUCUGCAGGGUGUGGGCCGAAACGUGGCUGCAAUGUUGAGCCCUCUGGGUAUUGAUGUCGACAUUGAUGUGGAACAUGGGGGCCAGCGGUUUAAAGCUGCUGGAUACUCCAUUAACCGCCAGGCUGAGUCUGCAGAGAGUGGCACCUGCCCUGAUCUUCUGACUGCCAACCAGGGCGAGGCAAGGGGGACCUCCAGCCUGGAGCAGAGUGAAGCAGUUCUAAUGGACGUAGAACAGUCUGCCCUAAAUCCACGUUCCUCGGUGGAUCUUACCCCAGUACAAGGGGAGUCCAAGUCUGCCAGUGUUGACAGCAACAGUGAGGAGGAAUGGACUCACCUGUCACCCAAAGGGGUUGAUCCAUCUACUGGAGAGUUGCUGUCCAUGCAGCAUCUUCAUCUGGAGGAAGUGCAGUCGUCAGGCCUGCGACCAGACCCCGAGUUGUAUGAACAGGUAUCCACUGGACUGAGGGAGGCAGCUGAGUACCCUCACCUUCCACAGGACGCUGAACCUCGGCUGAUAGAAGCCCUUUCUCAGAUGCUGUCCAUGGGUUUCCAUGAUGACGAAGGCUGGUUGACCAGGCUCCUGCAAGCCAAGCAGUGUGACAUCGGCGCAGCUCUCGAUGCAAUGCAGCCUGCAAAGGGGCCGGCUCGCCAGUGAGGCAGAGAAGAUGCACGCACAGCAACAUCUAAAUUCUUGUGCUGCUGCUGCAAUAUUAUUCAGGCUGUUGCACUUUCUUUUAAUGGAUUGUAAUCAUACUCACUCAUGCUUAAACCAUUCUGCUUUGGGGAAUCUCUUGGCAGGGACUUAGUCAACAUUUAAUUAGGUGCCUGGAACUUUCCCACUUUCAGUUACUUUCUUGGAUUUAUUUUUAGUUAUAGAUGCAAUUUGAGGUCACCCGAACUAUCUGGUAUUGUGCAUAAUAAUAAAAAAAAAACUCCUUGUAUGAGAGAAAUUCAAAUGGUUGGUUUUAUAUCUUGUAUAAUUUUACUUCACUCUACUAUUUCCAAUAGUGUAUUCUGAAUCCACUCUCCUCUCCCAUCAGAUUCCUUCUUCAGCCCUUCAAGCCCUCCCAGCUUCCCUAUCACCCCCCCCAGCUUGUACCCCUUCCCUUCCCCUCACUUAUUCUGUCUUCCUCCUUCCUUUCCAGACCUAAUGAAAGGUCUCUGCCUGAAACAGUUUAUUUCCCCUCCUGACCCGUUGAGUUCCUCCAGCAUUUUGUUUGUGUUUGUUACUGUAUUGUGGGGCCAGUCACUCAACAAAGUAACUGAUUCCUCCAUUACUGAAAGCAACUAUUCACAGUUCAGUAGCUGCUGUUGGUUAAUGGGUGAGAUGAAGAUUGCGUGGAAACAGUUGCUUACUGGUGAAUGGUAGCACUGAUGUACAGGAAUUUAUUUUUUGUUUUGUUUCUUUGUUCAAGUUGUCAGUACCAUAAUCUCAAAAUAAGAGGGACCAGUCUCCAAGGGAAGAGAGAGAAACAUGUUUGGAUAGCGCUCAAGCCCGAAGCAAUGUGAAUUGAAACAUUUCUGUGUAAUUGCAGGCAGGUUCAAUACAGCAGUGUAUCUGUCCUGUCAUGGCUACAGACCAGAGGAGGGAGACUGCAUGUUAAACAAUGGCUGGAACAAUUAAAUAGUACCUUCCCUCUACAACAAUCAGAAUCAGGUUAUCACUGACUUGUGUUGUGAUAUUAUUGUCUUGAGGCAGCAGUACAAUGUAAUACAUAAGUAGACUAUAAAUUACAAUAAGAAUUGUACAUUAUGCAAGACUGUCCAAAGUGCUUCCCAAUACAAACAUCAAACAAUAGUUGACAAUAAACCACAUGAGGAAUUAACUGGAGCUCAGAGCUGGGCUGUCAAGAACAAGGCAGAUGGGAUAAUUUCAGAGUUUGGCAUUUUAGCAACUGAAGUCACAGCUACAAUUUAAAACCAGGCAAGUAAGAAGCCAGAAAGGAGUGAACCCAUCAUAAAAUUGGAAUGGAAGGGUGUGAAACAAGGACCAGAAAUUGAAACAUCUGUUGGUGAAAUGAGCAGUGGCCACCAAAGAAGUAAGCACAUGAGAGGAAAAAUGGAGGGCUAUGGGAAAGAAAGGGUUAGAUUGAUAUUGCAGUAGGUUAUAAUAUCAAUAUAAUGUUGUGGGACAAAGGGCCUGAUGUGAGGCAGACCCAUGUAUAACCUCCAGAAAUGUCAGGGCAGGUACCUGCAAGCUACAGAGAAGGGGUUAAUUACAGAUUCUGGGCACUAUUGAUGGGCAUCUCACUCUGGUCUAAAACAACUUGUGUACGUCUCUCCCUGAAGUUUCCUGCAUUUUACUUAAAGCCCUGCUCAGCCUAAUUCAGCAUCAGAAUCUCUAUUUGUUUUCUUGUUCCUAGCAAUAAACUGAUGCAUUUUAAAAAGCAAAAUGGAGAGUUAAAGUUUGUAAAUUGUUUUAUUAUUGUUAAACAUGUACUGAGAUAGUGGAAAAAUUUGCAUGCAGACAAUAAGGUAGAUUGUACUAUGCAACUGUUCAAUGGACUUUUAACAGAAUAAAAGCUGUUCUUGA
Messenger RNA from Mobula hypostoma (lesser devil ray), 3385 nucleotides. It is a transcript of the gene sqstm1, whose product is annotated as sequestosome 1. Gene Ontology annotation, biological process: mitophagy; endosome organization; aggrephagy. The record is from RefSeq and is a predicted model, not a curated record. The transcript is spliced from 8 exons. Gene Ontology annotation, cellular component: aggresome; amphisome. Bases 185 to 1507 code for a protein of 440 amino acids. Gene Ontology annotation, molecular function: K63-linked polyubiquitin modification-dependent protein binding; zinc ion binding; protein kinase C binding. Lineage: Eukaryota; Metazoa; Chordata; Chondrichthyes; Myliobatiformes; Myliobatidae.